GGUCUGGGGCUGCUGCUCCUGGCGCUGCUCCUACCCACGCAGAUUUACUCAAACCAAACAGCUGUUGUGCAACCUUCAAGUAACACCUCCCAGAACACCUCCACUACCCCAAACCCAACUAAUGCCACCACCAAGGCAGGCAACAGUGCCCUGCAGUCGACAGCCAAUCUCUUUGUGGUCUCCAUCUCUCUUCUACAUCUGUACUGUUAGAGACUCUGGCCAAGAAAUGUCUCUACUUCCCCAUCUUGUAAACCCAACCCAAAUGGCGACUAAAAGUUCAAUGUGGCAAAGAAGAAAUCUAAUUCCACACUUUACUUUAGUGAUGCAGAAAAUGUUGAGAAUUCCAAAUUCGAUUCAUUUGAAGGACGUGUGAAGGGAUUGAUCAACGACGAAUGCCAAUAUUAAAUCUGCUGGAGUUUUUUUUGCUUUGUUUUGUACAAGAUGAAGAGAGAUAACAUCCAAGAUUAACCAUGAUUUCCUCAAAUACAGCUUAAGAAAUAUGGAUGCUUAAAACUACCUUGAAAACAAGAAUAGGUUUUAUCUAGAAAUAAAAGAUGGGAUGUGGAAUGGAGAUUCAGUUUUCAUUUGGUUCAUCAAAUCUAUAAUGCCAUAAAACAGAUAAUAUGAAAAGCUUCCAUGAUGCUAUUUAUAUGUACAUUAGAAGGAACUAUCAGAUGUUACUGUAAUUCCUCAAUGUGUUUUUUCAACAGUACUAAUUUAAUGCUGAUUUCCUCUAGGUAAAGUUUCCACACUGUUGAGCUAUCACUGUUUUCUUGGGAACUAAACUUUUUACCCCGCCCUCUGUGGCUUUGGAUUUGACAAGUUGCAUUUGACCUUUUAUGUAGUAAUUGACAUGUAUCUGAGUAAUUGUGGACAGGAACCCACCCCAAAAAUCUAAGCAUCACAAGUAAAUCUUAUCUUUCCAAAAUGAAAUGGCAGGCAUUUCCCACCACUCACUUUCAUUCAACAAAAGCACCAGAUCCAUUUAGCUAAACUGAUUCCAAAGAGUAGAAUUGUAUUGACCUCACCUAAUUUCAAAAUGCUGCCCUUUUAUUUCUGUAUAUGUUGAAUACUUCUCACAAUUAAAAAUAUAGUCUGUUCUCUUCUCCCCCCGCACCCCCCGGGGAUCAAACUCAGGACCUUGCGCUUUUGAGGCAGGCGGUGGUACCACUGAGCUAAAUCCCAGCUAUAGUCUUCUGAAGAUAAAAUCACAAAUCUUGAAAUUAAAAAGGUAAAUAUGUGAAGGAGCCAAAACUAAAUCAAGCAUUUGGGAAGCUAAGACUAGAAGCUAACUUGCAUAAAUUUGCAAAAAUUUUUAUACUUUUUCUGUAAAUACUUUUUUUAAAACUAUGGAUCACAGUAGCCACAUUUGGAACCCACUCUGUUAUCAGUCAAUAUUUUUAGAUAGAACUGUUGUAAGCCUUGAUUUUUGCUGUCUUUUACAACUUCCUUGAUGCACAGAAUCCUUAAAAAAAAAAAACAAAACAAAA
This is a messenger RNA of Fukomys damarensis (Damara mole-rat), 1490 nucleotides long. It is a transcript of the gene Cd24, whose product is annotated as CD24 molecule. The record is from RefSeq and is a predicted model, not a curated record. NCBI's taxonomy places the organism in Eukaryota, Metazoa, Chordata, Mammalia, Rodentia, Bathyergidae. Gene Ontology annotation, biological process: cell adhesion. The transcript is spliced from 2 exons. The annotation marks the transcript as partial. Gene Ontology annotation, cellular component: external side of plasma membrane.